UACAUGGAAACAGGAAAUCAUUCAGGAGCACCCCAGUUCCUCCUCCGGGGCCUCUCCGACGACCCUGCGCUGCAGCCACUCCUCUUUGGGCUGUUCCUUUCCAUGUACCUGGUCACCGUGACAGGGAACCUGCUCAUCAUCCUGGCUGUCAGCUCCGACCCCCACCUACACACCCCCAUGUACUUUUUUCUUUCCAACUUGUCCUUUGCGGACAUCUGUUUCACAUCCACGACCAUCCCCAAGAUGCUGGCGAACAUCCAGGCACAGAACAAAGGCAUCUCCUACCUGGGAUGUCUCACUCAGGUGUAUUUUUUUAAUGUUUUUGCUGGACUGGAUACUUUGCUCCUGACCGUGAUGGCCUAUGACCGGUUUGUGGCCAUCUGUCACCCCCUGCACUACAUGGUCAUCAUGAAUCCUCGCCUCUGUGUCCUCCUGGCUUUGAUGUGUUGGCUCGUCAUUUUAUGGGUUUCCCUGGUUCAUGUUCUUUUGAUAGCACAGCUGACAUUCUACACAAUUACUGAAAUCCCACAUUUCUUAUGUGAGCUGGAUCAGAUUCUAAAAGUAGCCUGUUCUGACACCUUCAUCAAUAACAUCUACUUGUAUGUGACUUAUGCCCUGUUUGGUUUUUUUCCUGCUACUGGAAUCCUCUAUUCUUACUCUCAAAUUGUCUCCUCCUUAAUGAAAAUGUCCUCCUCUAUCAGCAAACAUAAAGCUUUCUCCACUUGUGGGUCUCACCUCUCUGUGGUCUCCUUGUUCUACGGGACAGGCCUGGGGGUCUACCUCAGUUCUGAUGUGACCCAUUCUUCAGAGGAAAGGUCAGUUGCUUCAGUGAUGUACACGGUGGUCACCCCCAUGCUGAACCCCUUCAUCUACAGCAUGAGGAACAAGGAUGUGAAAGGGGCCCUCGGAAAGCUUCUCAGCAGAGCAGCCUCUUGUCUUAUGAGAUUUACAACCUCAGAUAUGAAGCACUGA
Talpa occidentalis (Iberian mole) is the source of this 972-nucleotide messenger RNA. RefSeq names its product olfactory receptor 7D4-like. Gene Ontology annotation, molecular function: G protein-coupled receptor activity; olfactory receptor activity. The coding region runs from base 4 to 972 and encodes 322 amino acids. Lineage: Eukaryota; Metazoa; Chordata; Mammalia; Eulipotyphla; Talpidae. Gene Ontology annotation, biological process: G protein-coupled receptor signaling pathway. Gene Ontology annotation, cellular component: membrane. The record is from RefSeq and is a predicted model, not a curated record. The transcript has 2 exons.